Colius striatus (speckled mousebird) is the source of this 5743-nucleotide messenger RNA. It is a transcript of the gene SEC31B, whose product is annotated as SEC31 homolog B, COPII coat complex component. Bases 491 to 4111 code for a protein of 1206 amino acids. The transcript has 26 exons. NCBI's taxonomy places the organism in Eukaryota, Metazoa, Chordata, Aves, Coliiformes, Coliidae. Gene Ontology annotation, biological process: COPII-coated vesicle cargo loading; intracellular protein transport; endoplasmic reticulum to Golgi vesicle-mediated transport. Gene Ontology annotation, cellular component: COPII vesicle coat; endoplasmic reticulum exit site. The record is from RefSeq and is a predicted model, not a curated record. Gene Ontology annotation, molecular function: protein binding; structural molecule activity.
CCCGCCCACCCCCUCCCUCCUCUUCCCCUGCCGCCUCUCCUCCUCUCGGCCUGACGCGAGCGGCCGGACCCGGCGUCGGGGCCUCGGGGCAGGAGCUUGGGAGCCGUCCCCUGGCCGGCCCCGCCGGGGCCCGACCCCGCUCCCCCGGCGCGCCCCGGCCUCGGACUGCGGCGUUGCGCUGCCUGUCCCGCUGUCGCCCUGACGGCUCUGGGCCCAGGGCCCGUGGCUUCCUCCCUAGCCCUCUGCUCGGGGGCCCCGGAGCUUCUUUCUCUCCGCCGGCGGGCAGGUGUUGGGUAGGAGCAGGCGGCGAAGCGCUUGAAGGGAGCCGGGCUGUUUGACUGGGCCGCGGAGAGGCCCCGGGCGUAGUCGAGAUCCUGUUUGUUACAGCCGAUGUCCGAAGCCAAUGCUUUCUUCCUGGACCCCUCUUUCUCGCGGUGGCACAGUGCAAUGCUGUUGUGCAGUGCAAGCUGUCUGCUCUAGGGCCUAGAAAAUGAAACUAAAGGAAAUUGAGCGAGCAGCUGUCCAGGCAUGGAGUCCAGCAAACAACCACCCCAUUUAUCUAGCAACAGGAACAUCUGCCCAACAACUGGAUGCAUCCUUCAGUACAAAUGCCACCUUGGAAAUAUUCGAGGUUGACUUCAGGGAUCCCUCCCUGGACAUGAAGCAGAAAGGAACACUUCCUGCCUCCAGCAGGUUCCAUAAGCUGAUCUGGAGCAACUUUGGAAAUGGGUCUCCAGAGUCCUCUGGAGUGAUUGUUGGUGGAGGGGAUAAUGGUGUAUUGACGAUGUACAGUGUGCACCGCAUCUUGGCUUCAAAGAGUGAGCCUGUAGUUGGGCAGACAGAGAAGCACUCAGGGUCUGUUCGAGCUCUUGACUUCAACCCUUUCCAGAGUAACCUCUUGGCUUCUGGAGCCAAUGAUUCUGAAAUUUUCAUCUGGGACUUGAAUAACUUCAGUGUGCCUAUGACUCCAGGGGCUAAAUCCCAGCCUCAUGAAGAUGUCAGUGUGGUGUCCUGGAAUCGACAGGUGCAGCAUAUCCUAUCCUCUGCCCACCCCAGUGGCAAGGCUGUGGUUUGGGACCUCAGGAAGAAUGAGCCUAUCAUCAAAGUCAGUGACCACAGCAACAGAAUGCACUGCUCAGGAAUGGCCUGGCAUCCUGAAGUUGCAACCCAGCUGGUCCUUUCCUCUGAGGAUGACCGCUUGCCAGUGAUCCAAAUAUGGGACUUGCGUUUUGCUACCUCUCCUUUGAGCCAGAUGGAAGGGCACACGAGGGGAGUUCUCUCUGUCUCUUGGUGCCAGGCUGACCCCGAGCUGCUGUUGAGUAGUGCCAAAGACAACCGUAUCCUGUGCUGGAACCCAGGCGUGGGGGAGGUGGUUUACGAGCUGCCCGUUCGGAGUCAGUGGUGCUUCGAUGUCCAGUGGUGUCCUAGGAACCCUUCAGUCUUCUCUGCUGCCACUUUCGAUGGGUGGAUCAACGUUUACUCUGUUAUGGGUGGGAACUUAGAAGCUCAGCAGAAGACGCAAGCUGACAAGAUCUCUUCCUCCUUCAACAACCUGGAUCCCUUUGGCACAGGACAGAUCCUUCCUCCUCUGCAGGUGCCAGAGCAAGUAGCUCAGAUCACCUCGAUCCCACCAUUAAAAAAGCCACCCAAGUGGAUUCGCAGACCUGUGGGGGUUUCAUUUGCUUUUGGAGGAAAACUUAUUUCCUUUGGUCUUACCAAAGCUCCUCGACAGCAAGUGCAGCAGACUCACCCACACCAGGUAUUCAUCAGUCAAGUCACUACUGAAACUGAAUUCCUGCUCCGAUCCAGAGAGCUGCAGAUGGCCUUGCAGUCAGGGAACCUCCUUGAUUACUGCCAGGGCAAGAUCCAGACAGCCAAGCUGCCCUUUGAUGAGAGCCUUUGGAAAUUCUUGAAGGUGAAUCUGGAACAGGAGUCCAGGACUAAACUCCUUAAGCUGCUGGGCUACAGUAAAGAGGAUCUGCAAAAAAAGAUCACCUCAUGUUUGAGUAACGGGAUCCCAGAUAAACAGACCCUUCCUGAGGCAGAUGAGACAAAUGCUGCACAGUCCGAUCAGCCUUUGGUAAAUUUGAGUGACGAUGUAGCUGCUGUUUCCUCCUCUUCAGCCUUUUUUGAUAACCUCAUCCCACAGAAUAUGAGCACACUGGAGAUCCCUGUCACAGAAGAUAUGGAUGGACUCAUCAGCCAAGCCCUUUUGUUGGGGAAUUUUGAGGAUGCAGUGGAACUGUGCAUACAGGCAGAGUGCUUUGCUGAUGCCAUCAUCUUAGCUAUAGCUGGUGGGGAGAAACUUCUAAAGGAGACUCAGAAACGCUACUUUGCCAAGCGUAAGACGAAACUGUCCCUGCUGCUUUCCUCUAUUGUGCAGCAGAACUGGAAAGAUAUUGUGUGCACAAGUGAUCUACGGAGCUGGAAGGAAGCACUGGCCAUCUUGUUAACAUACUCAAAGCAUGAGGACUAUACCCAGCUCUGUGACAUGCUGGGUGCCCGCCUGGAGUCGGAGGGAGGUGCAGCCCUGUCCAGUGACGCCUGCCUCUGCUAUAUCUCGUCAGGCAAUGUGGAGAGGUUGGUGGAAUGCUGGGUAAAAAACCAUGAGACUUCAUCACCCCUGGCCCUGCAGGAUCUCAUAGAGAAGGUGAUGGUGCUGAGCAGGUCCAUUGAGAUGCUCCGAGGCACAACAGGACAAGCGCCAGGCCCGGUCUUGGCAGAACGAAUCACCCAAUAUGCCAGUCUCCUGGCAUCACAAGGGUGCUUGGCAGCUGCAAUGAAUUACCUGCCCAGCAGCUCUAAAGAGCUCCCGAUUGAACAGCUCAGAGACCGACUUUUCCAUGCUCAAGGAGAGAAUGUGGGUCAUCAGCAGCCACCUCCCUUUCCCUACACUCGUGUAAAUGUAGGUGUCAUCAAACACACAUCUCCAGCAGCCAAGGGUAGUUCUGUGCCUGAAGAAGCAGCCCACAAAGCAGAUCCCAGGCAUCCCGAUAAGCCCAACUAUCCAUCAUCACUUGCCCCUUCAGAACCGUCUCAGCCUUCAGUGCCUUCUCUCUUCACGCCUCAGCCAGUGCCAGUGAUGUCUCUGACACCUCAGCAUGUUGCCCCUCCGCAGCCCAGCACGGGUCCACAGACGAGUGUCUAUUCCAGAGGGCCCCCGUACCCACAGUACAACUUGGGCUUGUUUCCAGCAACUGUUCCAGGGCCAGCUGUAUCACAGACUCAGCCAUUCAGACCAGCAGGAGUCAGACCUAUUAGUCCUGCUCACUUCCCCAGCCAGCCUUCUCUGACUGGACAGUCCAUGCCUGUGACAGCUCCUGGAGUUCCACCACCUGGACCUGCCCUCUUCACUCCAUCCUCAGUCCCAUCUUCUCAGCAUCCCACAGCUUGUCCUCUGCCUGUGGCAAGCCAGUCUCCUCUAGGUUACUCUUCAGCACCUUUCAACUCCCCCAUGAAUGUGGGUUACCCUCAGGGAGGUCCUGGAGCUCCAUCUACCAAGCCACUGCCAACAGCCAGCAUUCCUCCUCCUCCCAUAGCUCAGGAACCAUGGACUGAUUCCUCUGCUACAGGAGGAGGCCUUCAGAAGAAAAAGAUGCCUGAGAAAUUUACUCCUCCAGCCCCCAUCACAGCUCCAGUAAUGAGCCUGCCCACUGAGCCCCAAGGGGUCCAUCCUCAGCUGUCCAGGUUGCAAGAAUCUGGCCAGUCACCCCCAGGAGCACCCAAGGAGGGCAGCCCACAGUAUCACCAGCUACCUGUGGAGAGGGUUGAGAGGAAGGAGGUGCCCCCUGAGCACCAGGCCCUGAAGGCCACGUUUGAAGGGCUGGUGCAACGCUGCUCUGCUGUCGCCACUGACCCAAAAACACGAAGGAAGCUGGAGGACACGCUGCAGCGUCUGGAGUGUUUGUAUGAGAAGCUCCGUGAGCAGGUGCUCUCUCCAGCCAUCCUCAUGGGUCUUCAUGAAAUUGCCCGCUGCAUUGAGGCCAGGAACUACCAACAGGGACUCCUGGUUCACACCCAAGUGGUGAGCAGCAGCAGUUUCAGUGAGGUGUCUGGAUUCAUGCCCAUCCUGAAAGUCCUCAUGACCAUUGCUGGCAAGCUGAACGUGUAAAGUGUGGAGCAGCUGGAGCAGUGCGCAGUGAUUGCUGAUGGACUUCCUCACCUGGUGAUGUGCUGGUUGUGGAUUCUCCUUCUGACUCUGGAGAAAUAAAUCUGUGCUGGUGCCCAGACCUGUGCUGGGCCAGCAUGCCUGGCCCUGUCUCCUCUCCAGACAGUCCCCUGGUGCCCGAGACCCCUUGAGACUGUUCUUUCUCUCCUUUCUUACUAGUCUGGGGGCACUUCCCAGCACAGGGAUCUCAUUUUCAGGUUGUCCAGAUUGCACGAGAUCCUCCCUCUUCCCUGAAUCCCCAGCACAAAGGGAAAACUCCUUCCCUCCCAGGAGACAAACGAGGCUGGCACCUGCAGAGCCACAAGACAGAAAAGCCUCUGGCUCUAUUCCCUGCUGCAGUGUACGCUGCCUGAGUGGUAGGUGGGCUCCCUGGGGACCUAAGAAGGAGUGUCCCAUCUCUGUUGGACUUCAGUGUGGAUCUGUGCUCUGGUUCCUUCUUUCUCUUCAUCCUUAUCCUUGACUCACCUUCUCACCCCUCUGUACUGGUAUCUUGCUACAACUAGGGCUAACUGCCAGCCUGCUCUGGGCUGGCUUUAGUUCUCUCUCUUUCAUGCAAGUCUCUCUUUUCAUAGUCAAGACUCCUGCUUACUCUCUCUUCCCCCCACCUUUAUAUCUUUUUUUUCUUCCUGUCAGCUGAGCCUUUGUGUUGCAGACUCAGAGCUGAUUCCUCUUUCCAGCUCCCGGGACUCCCCUAUUCAGGAAUGUUAGCAGGUUGGAUUGCUUUGUGCCCUCCUCCCCAGAGCCAGUCACAUCCUGGGUUUGAGCUUUAAGCCACCCUCUCUGUUUCCUUGCCUUUUUCCACUUCCUUUAUGUUAGCACCAGUUGGCCUUUUGCCCACCGGUGUUACCUGUAGACUUUCAAAGCUGGGCUUUUCAGACAGUCUGGAGGCUUAAAGAGCAGCAGAGAUUGUUCGUAAAGAAUCCCCUCGAGCUGCUCUGACCAGCCCAGACUUGAGCAGGGGGAGGCAGCUCAUUGCUCCAAGUGGUGCGAUCACUCUGCCUACUGCAACAGUUAGAUGCAGAGGUGUUCUCAAAGGCCCCUUGGUGCUGUGGCGGUAGGCAGAUGCUGCAGGAGGUAACACUGUAAGGUCUCUCUGCUGAAGCUUUUCAUCACUGUGGCUUUUCCUCUGGGGUAAAGUAGAUGAAUGAAGCAUAUCUGUCCUGGGUAAGAAGUCUGGGAAAGCAGAUGGGAUUUGAGGGCACAUCUUAGUCUGUGUGUCUUAACCUGUCUUCUUCCCUCCUUGCCUUCCUCUCUCUCACCCUCUUUCAUGCUAACCAGGCAGCGUGAUUGUUGGGCCUUAGCUGGGAGCAAGGCUUUUUCCCAACGUCUGCAGUCAGCCCCUGCUUCCUCUGCUUGCUGCUUGAGUGAGAGUGCCAUCGUGGGCCUGUGGUGCAGUGACUUACCCAAAUCAGCCUGCUCUGCCACGAGACUUAAGAGGGAGGAGAAUUAGAGAAGGGAGGGAGAGAACAGGUCUCAUUCUCUCCUUUCCAGGUCAAAGUGCCUCCUUGUUACUGCUGUGCUGUUUCUAUUGCUGCGGUUUGAUGCACUGAGAGAUUACAGAACAGUGAAAUAAAA